GGCCAGUGUGGGCUAGUGCGUGAGGGCGCGGGGGGCCGUGUCAGCGAGACGCAGAGCGCAGCCGCCACCGCCAAACGGACAUGUUGGAGCCCAGCGCCACCGCCGCCUCCUUUUCCUCAUUCUCCGAACGGGACUGAGAAGGGGCCCGCCACCCUCCGCCUCUGCCGCCCGCCCCGCCGCCUCGGCCGCAGCCUCUUCCUGCCCGGCCUCUAGCUCCGCCGCUCGUCGCUUCCCACCGCCCCUCAGUCCCGGCCGGUUCCCCGGCCCCGCUCCGCCGCGGCGCGAGGUCUAUGUGACCGGCGGGCCCGGAGCAGCCGCCGCCGCAGCGCGAACAUGGACGCCGUCAACGCCUUCAACCAGGAGCUCUUUUCACUUAUGGAUAUGAAACCUCCCAUCUCUCGAGCCAAGAUGAUUCUUAUCACUAAAGCUGCUAUUAAAGCUAUUAAGCUUUAUAAGCAUGUAGUUCAAAUAGUAGAAAAGUUCAUCAAAAAGUGUAAACCAGAGUACAAGGUUCCAGGAUUAUAUGUAAUUGACUCAAUUGUGCGACAGUCUCGUCAUCAGUUUGGAACUGAUAAAGAUGUUUUUGGGCCAAGAUUCUCUAAAAACAUAACCGCCACAUUCCAAUAUUUAUAUCUUUGUCCAUCUGAAGAUAAGAGUAAAAUAGUUCGUGUGCUGAACCUUUGGCAAAAAAAUGGAGUAUUCAAAAUUGAAAUUAUUCAGCCUCUUUUGGACAUGGCUGCAGGAACCAGUAAUGCCGCCCCAGUAGCAGAAAAUGUUACUAAUAAUGAAGGUUCACCUCCACCUCCAGUUAAAGUUUCUUCUGAACCGCCCCAAGCCACUACAAACUCUGUACCAACUGUACCACAGCUGCCUAGCUCUGACGCUUUUGCUGCUGUGGCCCAACUGUUUCAGACAACUCAAGGUCAACAGCUUCAGCAGAUCCUUCAGACUUUUCAACAGCCUCCAAAACCGCAGUCGCCAGCCAUUGACAAUGCCGUGAUGGCUCAGGUCCAGGCUAUCACAGCUCAGUUAAAGACAGCUCCUGCACAGCCACCUGAACAAAAAGCUGUUUUCCCCCCACCUGAGCAAAAAACUGCAUUUGACAAGAAGCUACUCGAUAGAUUUGAUUAUGAUGAUGAGCCAGAGGCUGUGGAAGAAUCAAAGAAAGAAGAUGGCGCCACUGCUGCCGCCGCUGCACCUGCCAUGGCUGUUGCACCUCCCGCGCCCUCCGCGACCACGCCGGCCCCCGCACCUGCCACUUCCCCUCCACAGGCACCCUUUGGGUUUCCUGGAGAUGGCAUGCAGCAGCCGGCAUACACACAGCAUCAAACUAUGGAUCAGUUUCAGCCUCGAAUGAUGACGAUACAGCAGGACCCAGUGCAUCAUCAGGUUCCACUUCCUCCUAAUGGACAGAUGCCAGGAUUUGGCCUUCUUCCUACACCUCCAUUUCCUCCCAUGGCUCAGUCUGUGAUUCCUCCAACUCCACCUGUGCAGCAGCCUUUCCAAGCUUCUUUUCAGGCACAGAAUGAACCACUAACACAGAAGGCACAUCAGGAAAUGGAAGUCGAACAGCCUUGUAUUCAAGAGGUUAAGCGGCACAUGUCUGAUAACAGAAAGUCAAGAUCUAGGUCAGCAUCCAGGUCACCAAAAAGAAGGCGAUCUCGAUCUGGCUCUAGAUCUCGAAGGUCCCGCCAUCGACGUUCUCGAUCCCGGUCCAGAGAUAGACGCCGACAUUCUCCUAGAUCUCGGUCCCAAGAAAGGCGAGACAGAGAAAAAGAAAGAGAACGCCGACAAAAAGGCCUUCCUCAAAUCAAACCAGAAACUGCGAGUGUUUGUAGUACUACACUCUGGGUGGGACAGCUGGACAAAAGGACUACUCAACAAGAUGUUGCCAGUCUCUUAGAAGAGUUCGGUCCAAUUGAAUCAAUUAAUAUGAUUCCUCCCAGAGGUUGUGCCUAUAUUGUUAUGGUUCACAGGCAAGAUGCCUAUCGUGCCCUGCAGAAACUGAGCCGAGGGAACUAUAAAGUAAACCAGAAAUCCAUAAAGAUUGCCUGGGCUUUAAACAAAGGAAUAAAGGCAGAUUACAAGCAGUAUUGGGAUGUAGAACUGGGUGUUACUUAUAUUCCGUGGGACAAAGUCAAGCCUGAAGAACUGGAGAGUUUUUGUGAAGGAGGAAUGUUGGACAGUGAUACACUUAAUCCAGAUUGGAAAGGAAUCCCCAAGAAGCAUGAAAAUGAAGUUGCCCAAAAUGGGGGGGCAGAAACCUCACAUACAGAACCAGUAUCACCCAUACCUAAACCUUUACCAGUGCCUGUCCCUCCUAUUCCUGUCCCCGCACCUAUAACAGUGCCACCUCCACAGGUCCCGCCACAUCAGCCGGGUCCUCCUGUAGUUGGUGCUCUCCAGCCACCCACUUUCACGCCUCCCUUGGGCAUUCCCCCUCCGGGUUUUGGUCCUGGUGUUCCUCCUCCACCACCUCCUCCACCAUUUUUGCGCCCAGGAUUUAAUCCGAUGCAUUUACCACCAGGUUUUCUUCCUCCUGGACCCCCACCUCCUAUAACUCCACCAGUAUCCAUUCCUCCUCCUCACACUCCUCCAAUAAGCAUCCCAAACUCUACUAUCGCUGGUAUAAAUGAAGACACUACAAAAGACUUAUCUAUUGGAAAUCCCAUUCCAACAGUGGUGUCUGGGGCUAGAGGAAACGCCGAGUCUGGUGACAGUGUGAAAAUGUAUGGCUCUGCCGUGCCACCUGCCGCACCCACGAAUCUGCCCACCCCUCCUGUAACCCAGCCUGUUUCACUUCUUGGUACUCAAGGAGUUGCACCUGGUCCUGUAAUUGGGCUCCAGGCACCAUCCACUGGUCUUCUCGGUGCCCGACCUGGCCUGAUCCCACUUCAGCGCCCUCCAGGAAUGCCUCCACCUCACUUACAGAGGUUCCCUUUGAUGCCACCUCGUCCCAUGCCGCCGCAUAUGAUGCACAGAGGUCCCCCUCCAGGCCCCGGGGGCUUUGGAAUGCCGCCACCUCAUGGAAUGAAAGGCCCCUUUCCACCACAUGGCCCCUUUGUUCGGCCUGGCGGAAUGCCAGGGCUCGGGGGCCCAGGACCAGGCCCAGGGGGUCCUGAAGACAGAGACGGAAGGCAGCAGCAACCCCAGCCGCAGCAGCCCCCACCGCCGCAGCCGCAGCCCCAGCAGCCUCCACCCACGCAGCAGCAGCAGCAGCCGCCGCCGCCAGCACAGCAACAACCACAGCCGUUUAGAAAUGAUAACAGGCAGCAGUUCAAUUCAGGUAGAGACCAAGAGAGGUUUGGAAGAAGAUCUUUUGGAAAUAGGGUGGAAAAUGACCGGGAACGGUAUGGGAGCCGUAAUGAUGAUAGAGAUAAUAGUAACCGUGAAAGGAGAGAGUGGGGAAGAAGGAGCCCUGACCGGGACAGGCACAGAGACUUGGAAGAGAGAAAUAGACGCUCUAGUGGGCAUCGAGACAGAGAGAGAGAUUCUAGAGAUAGAGAGUCUCGUAGAGAUAAGGAAGAAAACCGAGGAAAGGAGAAGCCCGAGGUGACAGACAGGGCAGGUGGUAACAAAACCGUUGAACCUCCCAUUAGUCAAGUGGGAACCGUAGACACUGUUUCAGAACUUGGUAAGGGGGAGUCUGAGUCUGCCGUUGUAAAACCAUCUGAAGAGCUACCUGCUGAGGCUACCUCAUCCGUUGAACCCGAAAAGGAUUCUGGCUCAGCAGCAGAGGCUCCUCGUUAGAGACUGGCAUUUGUCGAAUGUGACCAUGACACUUCCGGAGUGUAGAGCUUGAGGUGUACAGAUGCUGUAUUAUAUUGCUCCUGCUAUACCGCAGCCCCGCAGUAGUUGGUGGGGAAUUGUAAGCAAUUUGAUUGCUUCCCUUCUAUUUAAAAAUAGCCACAAAAUAACAAAAAAUACUGAAAAUAUGAAUAAAUAUUACCCUUUUUGCUGUAACUUUUUAAAAGUUUUGACUUUAAAAAGUUUACAAAUCGUAAUUAGAAGUGCUCUCUAUUUUUUUUUUUAAUUUAAGACAAGGUAACGGUGAAAGCUCCUCAAAACAAUAGGGAUGUUUUUAAUAAACUCUAUUUUCAUAACAAACUUUAAUGUGUGCUAUUCUUCCUACACUGCAUUAAGGUGGAAAAGGAUUGUUCACCAUCAAAGUUUGAGCUGUUAAUACUGUAUUGGAGUCUAAAUUAGACUUGUUUAUUUGAUGGAAAUAGACAUCUUUAUGUAGUUAUUCUCACUUUCAUUUGUAUACUAUUUUUGAAUUUUAACAUUUCAAUCAUAAGGUGUAAAGGGUUAGUUGUGUUCAUGUUAAUUGAAAAGCUUGUUAGUUUUGCAGUUCAAUCAAGGUUUUCUUUUUUGCCAUUGGCUUUGUGGUAAAUGUUGCCCUAAUUAACUUGUAAAGAGAAAUUUUGCUGGGGGAAAAACUGGAUCCCAAAGACCCGAUUGUACUAUAGAAUUAUCUGAUUGCCUGGGUAUUACUUACUAGAAAUUAAGUUUGAGUGUUUCCUUACCAUCCCAUUAAAUUUUUCAGAAGGGUGAAAAAAAUCAAGGUUAACAUUUGCAACCUAAAAGCUUUCUGUCUUCUCUGUUUAAGGACUUAAAUGCAACCUAUUGUUUCCUUAUAAGCCUUGCCUGUUGCCUUUCUUUACCAUUUGUUAAACUCCCCUGCUGGGCAGAGGUAGACUGAACUUUUUGUCACAUAUAAGAACAUAUAAAGUAUUUUCUCUUUUGCUUAAAAUUGUUGGGAUAACUAGAAAAGUACAUGUAGUUUAUCCAGGAAAUACUACGUGGAGACGUCCAAAGCCAAAUCAAACCUGUAUCUAAAAGAAUACAGAAAAGCGGUUCCAUAAAACUGCUUUUCCCCAGUGCCAAGGAAGAGACCUGUUGUUACACAGUCCCAAGUGUUUAUGGCCUUGUUGAGGCUUUUUUCCCUUAAAUUACCUUUUAAACUGUUCUAGUUUUAGUGUGCUGAG
This is a messenger RNA of Enhydra lutris kenyoni (northern sea otter), 4988 nucleotides long. Its product is annotated as SR-related CTD associated factor 4. Gene Ontology annotation, biological process: negative regulation of termination of RNA polymerase II transcription, poly(A)-coupled. The record is from RefSeq and is a predicted model, not a curated record. Gene Ontology annotation, molecular function: RNA polymerase II C-terminal domain phosphoserine binding; RNA binding. The transcript has 20 exons. Gene Ontology annotation, cellular component: nucleus. Bases 334 to 3750 code for a protein of 1138 amino acids. Lineage: Eukaryota; Metazoa; Chordata; Mammalia; Carnivora; Mustelidae.